UAUCACGAAUGCACAUGUAUUUUAUGUGGCUUGUAUUUUCACGUUCCAGUUGAUGACGAUGACGGUGUCGUAUUUGAAGACGACGCUGAUGAGAACGAGGGAUACCUAUUCGCUGGGCAAUGUACUAAUUUCAAUCUUUGUAUGAUACCAAUGCUUAUAUAAAUACAUAUGUCUUACUCAUUGUUUCCAAAAAAAUAUCAGAUGAGGAUACCGAUGAGGAUAUAGAGGUCGAUGGUAGUCAAGAUGAAUCGACUGCCACUGAUGUUCCUGACCCGUACGACAAGGUGUACAGCAACAUCCCUGAAGAAACACAUAUGCUCAAGACUGUUCCCAACUGCGGUUAUUGCACCGCGAAGAAGUUUGAGUAUGAGACACCUGGUUUUUGUUGUCGUGGUGGGAAGGUUGAGCUAGCCCCACUAGAGACCCCUCCCCAACUCAAGAGGUUGUGGGAUAGUGCAGACUCUGAUGCUAGGCACUUUCGUGAUAACAUUAGGUUUUUUAAUGGCCAUCUCUCUUUCACUUCCCUAUACUGUUGCCUCGAUAGUAUGACAACUAAUGUAAGGGAUUCUGGUAUAUACACGUUCCGAGCACAGGGCAUGAUGUAUCACAAUAUCAAGUCAUUUGGUAGGGAUGGUGGGGCAGAGCAUAAACACCUUGAGCUUUACUUUUAUGAUGAUGAUCCCACUCUCGAGCAUCGGUACCGUAAGUGUCGCGAAGAGCAUCAACAGAAAGACAAAGAGGUUAUUCGACAGAUAGUCGACAUACUACGUGGAAACCCGUACUCCGAGCACCUUAGGACCAUGGGUCACGUUGAGAACCUUGAUGACUAUCGUAUCGCGUUGAACCUAGACCAGACGUUGAACCAGAAGACAUAUAACACACCUCUCACUUCGGAGGUGGCCGCUAUCUGGAUCGAAGGGAGCGAAGGGCGAGGCCAGUUCAGCAAGAGUGUUAUGCUCCAUGGGAAGGACAGUUCAAGCCACUGCAUCCGCUCAUACCAUGGAUGCUACGAUGCACUAUCAUAUCCAUUGUUCUUCCCUAGAGGCGAACUUGGCUGGCACGCAAAUAUCCCAAAGGUCGGAGUAUCCAUGGACGAAGUGGAUGCAUACCGUGCGACACAUAGGGCAAGUAAUGCAAAUGAUGAAGAUGCGGGUUAGUUGUUUGUUUAUAUUUUGAAAUAUUUGCGCAUUAUUAACUAUCUUUUCAUCAUCACUCACUUUAUAAUCCUUGCGUAUGCAGAAUCUCCUAGCCAUUUAUGUGUGUCUGUACGUGACUACUACUGCUACAAAUUCCAGAUUCGCCCCGGGGUAUUCAAUCCUAUACUUCAUGGAAAGCGGCUUUUUCAGCAGUUCGCGGUCGACACGUACAUAAAGAUUGAGAACUCUCGUUUAGAUUACAUACGCAAAAAUCAGGAUCGGUUAAGGGCAGACCUGUACCAGGGCUUGGUGGAUAGCAUGCUAGAUGGAGAUAUUAGAGGAGAGAAGGUCGGCAAGCGAACUGUGCUGUCGACGUCGUUUAUCGGCGGUCCUCGUGACAUGAGACGUCGGUAUAUGGAUGCUAUGGCUUUGGUGCGGAAGUUUGGUAAACCAGACAUAUUUCUUACCAUGACAUGUAACCCUAACUGGGAUGAGAUAAGGAGGGAGCUUCUCCCUGGGCAGACACCGCAAGAUCGUUCAGAUCUUGUAGUGCGUGUCUUUCAUGCGAAGCUACAAGAGUUAAAGCAUCGGCUGACUAAACAGGAUAUUCUUGGUAAGGUCCGAGCCUACGUCUAUGUCGUGGAGUUUCAGAAGCGGGGUUUGCCGCAUGCCCAUUUUCUACUCAUAAUGCAGAGGAAGUACAAGCUCACAUGUCCUGAGCAGUACGACCUUUUGAUCUCAGCCGAGAUCCCAAGCAACAAGUACCCUGAACUACGAAAGAUGGUUAUCAAGCAUAUGAUGCAUGGCCCGUGUGGGUCGCUAAACCCUAACUGCCCAUGCACUAAGGGUCGUAAAUCGUGCAAGAAUCAUUACCCUCGGCCUUUCAGUGACACAACCUUGCAAGGGAAGGAUUCGUACCCUAUUUAUAGACGUCGUGACGAUGACCGUAAAGAAAAGGUCCGAGGGUGCGAACUGGACAAUAGAUGGGUUGUCCCUUAUAACCCAUACCUCCUUCGUCUCUUCAACUGCCACAUCAAUGUCGAGGCAUGUGGGAGCAUCAAGGCUGUUAAAUACCUGUUCAAAUACAUAUACAAAGGCCAUGAUCGUGCGUCUGUUGUUAUGAGAGAUGCGAGCAAGGCAGAUGAUGAUGUUGAUGAGAUCAAGCAGUAUAGAGAUGCAAGGUGGGUGACUCCUCUAGAAGCCUUGUGGAGGAUAUACGGCUUUGAGCUUAGUCAGAUAUCUCCACCUGUUAUGCAGCUUCAACUCCAUCUUCCAAACAUGCACAUGGUGGCGUUUCAUGAGCGGCAAAUGGUCGAGCGAGUCGUCAACCGUCCAGGUGUUGAUAGGUCGAUGCUCACAUCAUAUUUUGAGGCGAAUAGGCUACACGAGGAGGCUCGUGGCAUCCUAUAUCGUGACUUCCCUGAGUGGUACACUUGGCAGAGUGGUAAGGGAAAAGUAUGGCAACGGAGGAAACGAGAUACAGGUGGACAAGUCGGUAGGAUAGUCUCUGCUCAUCCGGCUGAGGGGGAGCGCUACUAUCUUCGUGUUCUCCUAAACCACGUGACUGGUGCCGCCUCCUAUGUGGAUCUAAGGACAGUUGAUGGUGUCACCCUACCGACUUUUCGUGAGGCAGCAGAGAGAAGGGGACUACUUGAGUCGGACAACACACUGGAUGAGUGUCUCACUGAACGUGCUCUUUUCCAGAUGCCAUCGUCGCUGCGACGGCUUUUUGCCACAAUACUGGUUUACUGUGAGCCAAGCGAUGUGGCUGUACUCUGGCAGAAACACAAAGAUUCUAUGUCCGAGGACUAUCAACACAAGAGUCAGAACAAAACUCAUGUUGAGCAGAUGGUAUUGAUUGAUAUUAGGAACAUGCUGCAGUCAAUGGGAAAGGACAUAAAGACAUUCCCUCUACCUCCUAUGAUCGACGCGUAUGACGAUGAUAUUGGUACUGCUCGGGAGGUUUACGAGGAGGAAAGUAUCCAACCGACAAUGGAAGAUGUGGCUCUUAAAGACUCUCUUAACGAGGAACAGAGGGCCGCCUAUGAUAAGAUUAUGUCUGCCGUUGACACCGAUCAGGGCGGAUUAUUCUUUGUGGAUGGACCUGGUGGCACCGGGAAGACUUAUCUAUACAGAGUGCUGCUCGCGACGCUACGCAACCAGGGCAAGAUUGCAGUGGCAACAGCUACAUCUGGCGUUGCGGCUUCCAUAAUGCCUGGAGGAAGAACCGCCCAUUCACGCUUCAAGAUACCACUCACUAUUGACGAUGGCGCUGUAUGUAGCUUCACGAAGCAGAGUGGAACAGCAGAGUUGCUACGGAAAGCAUCUCUCAUUAUCUGGGACGAGGCUUCUAUGACUAAGAGACAAGCCGUGGAGGCACUGGACAAUAGCAUGCGCGAUAUAAUGGGUCGCCCCGCACUGCCAUUUGGUGGUAAAACCAUUGUUUUCGGUGGAGAUUUCAGACAGGUCUUGCCUGUUGUUCGUAAAGGGUCAAGGGCUCAAGUGGUCGCAUCUUCUCUACGGAUGUCUUACCUAUGGGAGUCCAUGUCCCACUUAAAGCUUGUUAGCAACAUGAGAGCAAAAAACGACCCUUGGUUUGCGGAGUUUUUGCUGCGCGUAGGCGGUGGAACUGAGGAAACAAAUAGUGACGGCGACAUUCGUCUUCCUGAUGAUGUGUGUGUGCCUUACAGUGGGAGUGACAACGAUCUUGACAACCUAAUAGACUUUGCUUUCCCAAAUCUCAACGAAAAUAUGUCUGAUUCUACCUACAUCACUUCAAGGGCAAUACUGUCAACACGGAACGACUGGGUUGAUAUGAUAAAUGUUAAGAUGAUUGAUCGUUUUCAAGGGGAGCAUAUGGUGUACCAUAGUUUCGAUAGCGCCAUGGAUGAUCCCCACAACUACUACCCACCCGAGUUCCUAAACACAUUGACGCCUAAUGGGCUACCACCUCAUGUUUUGAAGCUCAAGAUUGGAUGUCCUGUUAUAUUGCUCCGGAAUAUAGACCCUGCAAAUGGACUUUGCAAUGGCACCAGGCUGGUCGUUCGUGGCUUCCAAAGAAAUAGCAUUGACGCAGAGAUUGUACUGGGUCAACACGUUGGAAAACAGAUUUUCCUACCGCGUAUACCGCUGUGUCCCUCCGAUGAAGAGAUGUUCCCUUUCCAGUUCAAAAGAAAGCAGUUUCCUGUACGGCUUAGCUUUGCAAUGACGGUUAACAAAGCACAGGGUCAGACUAUUCCCAAUGUUGGUGUAUACUUGCCUGAACCAGUGUUCUCUCAUGGCCAACUAUAUGUUGCUCUAUCUAGAGCGACAACCCGAUCGAACAUAAAGAUUCUUGUCAUCCCAGCUGUCGAUGGGAGGAAAAAGUCAAGGAAGGGUGUAAAGAAAACCCCCACCGUAGAUUGUGGAACAUAUACCAAGAACAUCGUCUACAAAGAGGUCCUAACAAAUUAGACCCAUGGUAAGAGUUGCAUGUUCAACUAACAAACUAAUAGGAUGAUGUUUCUCUUAUGUUUGAUUGGUCUGGUGUAUUAUCAAGUCAUGUUUGCAUGCUACAAUUUUUUUAUUAGAGCCGCACAUGUUUGUGUAUUAUUAGAGCAUGCAUACUAUCUUAAAGUAUUGUUGAGUUUUGGAUCAUUUGUGAAAUUAGCAAUAUUAAUUUUUAUGCAUCUAACAAUUUGUUUUGAAUGUAGGUUUUUGUCCCGCGAGAAUGGAAUCUCUAUUUGUAGGCUUGUCUCAUAACAAGCCAAAAAAAUCGGUGGCAACCGCAAUAGUUCGAGAAGACUAUAUUUGCACGCAAGGUGAUCUUGCUCUCAUCGAUUUUAUCAAGGAAAUCCCUUGUGAACCAAGGGUAGAAGUCGUUCUUAUUGAUGAUGCCUUUGUUGAAAGGAAGUGGAUGGAGUGUUUAUUUCAGCCGAGCGCAUAUUUAGGUGACGAGGUUAUAGACUGUUACAUAAAUUUGAUAAAAGCUCAAAAGCAUCUAAAGUGCCGAUCUGGAGGUCGCGUUCACAUAGAAAAUGCUUUCCAGUUCAAUUUCCUGAAGCGAGAUGGUGAUCUUGAAAUUAAAACAGAGGAGCUAUAUCCAAUUAAAGACAUGGCACACAUAUGUAGCGCUGAACGAAGGGUGUUACUUUACCUAGACCAUGACAUGGUGUUUAUUCCGAUAAACAUCCGAGAGACGCACUGGUAUCUUGCUGUGAUCCAUGCAAGAAAUAUGGAGAUACAAGUGCUCGAUUCACUUGGUACUUCACAAGACCGCAAAGACCUCACUGACUCUAUUAAAGGACUGCAAAGACAAAUAGAUAUGAUAUCUCAACGUAAGGAGUUAAAAGACCACAGGUGGCCAGACCUCCAAGUUGCUUCUUGGCCGCUCAGAGAAAUAGACAUGGGAUAUGCAAAGCAGACAGAUAGCUCUUCAUGUGGCCUCUUUCUUUUGAACUAUAUCGAAUACUGGACAGGGGAUGAACUGUCUCACAGUUUUACCCAG
Zea mays is the source of this 5622-nucleotide messenger RNA. RefSeq lists its product as uncharacterized. NCBI's taxonomy places the organism in Eukaryota, Viridiplantae, Streptophyta, Magnoliopsida, Poales, Poaceae. The coding region runs from base 1455 to 4589 and encodes 1044 amino acids. Gene Ontology annotation, biological process: DNA repair; telomere maintenance. The record is from RefSeq and is a predicted model, not a curated record. The transcript has 6 exons. Gene Ontology annotation, molecular function: DNA helicase activity.